AUGCUUACCGGUGCCGCUUUCGCUUCUGCUGCAACACUACUCGCGUUUGCAUUGCGUAUUUAUGCUCACGGCCAUCUCAACCAGCCCAACCCGACUUUCAAGGAUGGCGAGUCCACCGUCAAUUGGGUUGCUCAGAUCGAGAACUUCUGGGAUAUCGGCUCUGGAGGGGACCAAGUGGGAAAGUUUAAAACAAUGGCCAAGGAGAAGGGCGUGAGCGUGAAGGAUGUCUUGCUAGAAAUGGUUGGACCUGACAAGAAGUGUGGCUUCACGACUACGGAGGUGGAGCCCCAACCAAUUCCGACGGACGGAAAGGCGAAAUGGCUCGGUAACGACGGCGGAGGUUUUACGCACACGGGCCCCUGCGAGCUGUACAUCGACGAUAAGAUGGUCCUUCACAGCGAUGACUGCGAGUCAGAUUAUCCUGGUGGCCCGAACGAUUCGGGCGAAAUGUCUGUGAUGCCGGUGGACUAUUCAUCGUUCAAUUGUGUGCCUCUUUCUGGUAGUGGCGGAGCGUCUACACCGGCGCAGUCGAGUGCGAAUUCGUCGACGGUGACAAACUCAACCGAAUCUCCGUCCACCAAAACGGAAGCUCCACAGACCCAGUCGGAGACUACGUUGGCUCAGUCGCCAACGACCGCGUAG
This is a messenger RNA of Phytophthora infestans T30-4, 642 nucleotides long. RefSeq lists its product as uncharacterized. The record is from RefSeq and is a predicted model, not a curated record. The coding region runs from base 1 to 642 and encodes 213 amino acids. Lineage: Eukaryota; Oomycota; Peronosporomycetes; Peronosporales; Peronosporaceae. The transcript is spliced from 3 exons.